This is a messenger RNA of Leptosia nina, 897 nucleotides long. NCBI's taxonomy places the organism in Eukaryota, Metazoa, Arthropoda, Insecta, Lepidoptera, Pieridae. The record is from the annotation of a GenBank genome assembly.
AUGAAAACUAAAAAAUGUACAGUAGAGCCGACUCCUGAGCCACCUCCGCCAGAUCCAUGUAAGUUGCAGCGUAUUAGGCAAAAAGAAAAGGCAGGAAUCAAAAUAUGCCCUCCCAAACCGAUUGAACCGCCAGAACCUAUCGCUCCUUGCCUCGCAAUCUGUAUAGAGAAAAUAAAAAAUCCACCAUACACCACUUCUCCUAGCCAGGCCAUUGUUUGUGUUGUAGAAAGAGAAAAGACUGGAACCUCUCGAUGUGACGCGAUAGAAGCUUUAACAGCUGCCGGUCGAGAUCUACCUCACCCUUGUCAAAAACAACCUCAGCCCCCUCCACCACCACCACCUCCAGAACCAAGCCCCUGUGAAGUACAGAAGAAACAACAAAAACUAGCCGCGUGCAAGGAGAAAUACAAACGAUUCAGUCGAGAGCUUACCAUAGAUACUGAUGAAACGAGAACAUUGACGAUUGAGUCACCAGAAAGAUCAGAAGUCCCAGAGUCUAUGACCGAUAUUGAUAGUAAAAUAUUUUACCUGGAAAAUUUAAUAAAGCGACUACAAGGCGAAAUUGAUGAUAUGUAUAAUAAUGCAGAUGAUACGAUUAAAACAACAUUAUCAAUCAACUCUGUUACUGUUGAAAACUUAGAUGCCCAGCACACCAAAGGCACCAGUCAAGUUUAUCCUUUAAUUUUAACUGACGUAGAUCCACCGUUAGCUGAAAAAUCGGAGACUUUUAAAAAUGAAAAGGCUGAAUUGAUUAAUUGUGGCAGAUCACAAUCCAUGGAUUCGUUAUCUUCAAUUGGGAAAAACUUUGCUCUUCUCUGGAAUUUUGAGGACGUAGCGAGGGCGGAUAACGCGAUGUCUAGCAGAGAUGGCGAUAACACUAUACCAGGAAAACUGUGA